This is a messenger RNA of Metarhizium acridum CQMa 102, 2055 nucleotides long. RefSeq names its product Transketolase (gene TKL1). Gene Ontology annotation, cellular component: nucleus; cytosol. Gene Ontology annotation, molecular function: transketolase activity. Gene Ontology annotation, biological process: pentose-phosphate shunt. Lineage: Eukaryota; Fungi; Ascomycota; Sordariomycetes; Hypocreales; Clavicipitaceae. The record is from RefSeq and is a predicted model, not a curated record.
AUGACUUACGGCGAGAUUGACCAGUUGGCCAUCAACACCAUCCGUCUGCUUGCAGUCGAUGCCACCUUCAACAGCAACUCGGGACACCCCGGUGCUCCCAUGGGCAUGGCACCUGUUUCCCACGUUCUCUUCAACAAAUUCAUGAAGUUCAACCCCAAGAACCCCAAGUGGUUGAACAGAGAUCGUUUCGUCCUCUCUAAUGGCCACGGCUGCAUGCUGCAGUAUGCUCUGCUGCAUCUCUUUGGCUAUGACUUGAGCAUUGAGGACCUCAAGAACUUCCGAAAAGUCGACAGCAAGACUCCCGGCCACCCCGAGGCCCAUGAUACCCCCGGAAUUGAAGUCACCACCGGGCCCCUCGGUCAGGGUGUGUGCAACGCUGUUGGUCUGGCCAUGGCCCAGGCUCAUACUGCUGCCAUCUUCAACAAGCCUGGAUUUGACGUUGUUGACAACUAUACAUACUGCUUCCUCGGUGAUGGUUGCUUGAUGGAGGGUGUCUCCAGCGAAGCUUCUUCACUGGCUGGCCAUCUUCAGCUCGGCAACCUGAUCUGCAUUUACGAUGACAACCACAUUUCCAUUGAUGGUGACACCAACUGUGCCUUCACCGAGGAUGUUGUCAAGAGAUACGAAGCCUACGGCUGGCAUGUCGAAGUCGUCGACGACGGCGACUCUGACCUCGCCGCCAUUGAAGCUGCCAUCAAGAAGUGCCAAGAGGUCAAGGACAAGCCUUCGCUGAUCAAACUCAAGACCACCAUUGGCUAUGGAUCGCUUCAGCAGGGUACCCACGGUGUCCACGGCUCUCCCCUCAAGGCCGACGACAUCAAGCAGCUCAAGCAGAAGUGGGGUUUCCCCGAGGAUGCCUUCCAUGUCCCCAAGGAAAUUUACGACCUCUAUGGCAAGCAUUCCUCCGAGGGUGCCUCCUACGAGGACAAGUGGAACCAGCUCAUGGCCAAGUACGCUGAGCAGUACCCCAACGAGGCUGCCGAGCUCAAGCGCCGCCAGACGGGUGACCUUCCUCAAGGCUGGGAAAAGAACCUGCCCGUCUACACUCCCGCCGACGCCGCUGUCGCUUCUCGCAAACUUUCUGAGACUGUGCUGAGCAAGAUUGAAGGCACCAUCCCCGAGCUCUUCGGUGGCUCUGCUGAUCUGACUGGCUCUAACCUGACCCGUUGGAAGACCGCGGUUGACUUCCAGCCCAAGGCUACUGGACUCGGAGACUAUUCUGGUCGCUAUGUCCGCUACGGUGUUCGUGAGCACGGUAUGGGAGCCAUCAUGAAUGGUCUCGCUGCUUACGGUACUAUCCUGCCUUACGGCGGUACCUUCCUGAACUUUGUCUCCUAUGGUGCUGGUGCUGUCCGUCUCUCCGCUCUGUCCCAGGUCCGCGUCAUUUGGGUUGCCACUCACGACUCCAUUGGUCUUGGAGAGGACGGUCCUACUCACCAGCCUAUUGAGACUUUGGCUCACUUCCGUGCCCUGCCCAACUGCAUGGUCUGGCGCCCUGCCGACGGUAACGAGACCAGCGCUGCUUACUACAUUGCCCUAACCUCAAAGCACACUCCCAGUAUCAUGGCUCUGUCCCGACAGAACCUGCCCCAGCUUGAGGGCUCCACCAUUGAGAAGGCCAGCAAGGGUGGUUACGUCCUGCAUGAGGUUCCUGGCGCCAACAUCACCUUGGUUUCCACUGGUUCUGAGGUUGGCAUCUGCGUGGACGCUGCCAAGUAUCUCGAAGAGAAGCACGGCGUCAAGGCUCGCAUUGUCUCCAUUCCUUGCUUCGAGGUCUUUGAUUCUCAGUCCAAGGAGUACAGACUUUCUGUGCUGCCUGAUGGUAUCCCCUCUCUGUCCGUUGAGGUCAUGAGCACCAUGGGUUGGGAACGAUACACCCACGAGCAGUUUGGUAUUAACCGCUUCGGCGCCUCUGGUGCCUACAAGGAUGUGUACAAGAAGUUCGAGUUCACCCCCGAGGGCAUUUCCAAGCGCGCCAUCGCCACGAUCGAUUUCUGGAAGGACGUCCCCAACAUCCGCUCUCCUAUCAACCGAGCUUUCCAGCAGCACAUCUAA